AUGUGCGAAGAGAACGUCAACACGACGAUACAUUGGCAUGGUCUCAGUCAACGUCUGGCUCCCUUCUCCGACGGCACGCCUCAAGCAAGUAUGUGGCCUAUACCGCCCUGCCACUACUUCGACUUUGAAGUAUUCCCUCUCAAAAAGGAAGCCGGAACGUACUUUUAUCAUUCCCAUGUCGGCUUCCAAGCCGUAUCUGCUGCGGGGCCUUUGAUCAUCGAGGACGAGGGCGGCGUGUCACCCUAUGAGUACGACGAAGAGCGCCUGGUCUUUCUGUCUGACUAUUAUAAUCAUACCGACCACCAUAUCGAACAGGGGCUGCUGGCCCAACCUUUCGUGUGGUCCAAUGAGACGAAUGCAAUCUUGAUUAAUGGCGUCGGAGUUGCACAAGAGGAACAGCACCGAUCCGGCGAAGAGGGAUGCCCACUCCCCGUCAUUGAGGUUGAGCCGGGAAAGACGUACCGUUUCCGCUUUGUGGGCAGCCUUGCCAUCUCCAUGGUCGAACUGGGCAUUGACGAGCACCACAACUUUACCAUUAUUGAGGCAGAUGGAUCAUACACCAAGCCACACAGCGAAGAACACAUGCAGCUGACGUCCGGUCAACGAUUUGAUACCAUCUUCACUGCCAAGACCGAAGCGCAGCUCAAUGGCAAACGAGACUACUACAUCAAGCUCGAGACCAACGAACGGCCGAAAAAGUAUAUUGGCUACGGAGUCCUCCGGUAUUCUGGUGGACAGCCCGAGAUUACCAAAAACCCCGAGUCUGCUCCAUUCAACUUCACGGGUCACUCGUACGAUUGGGCCGAAUACGCUCUGGAGCCCCUGCAUGACAACGACUUCCCGACUGCAGAUGAGGUCACACGUCGCAUCGAGCUGGACAACCGACAAGUCUCUACCGCUAGCAUUGUCUGGCGUGUCAACGGACUGGAAUGGAAUGAGACGACGAACCCCCAACCAGGCGACGUGCCAUAUUUGGUUGACAUUUACCAGCGCGGACAGGCUGCGAUGCCCGAUUACGAUGCGGCGAUCGCCAAUGGUGGCUGGGAUCCUACCACGUUCACUUUCCCAGCCAAACUAGGAGAGGUCAUCGAAAUCAUCUGGUACAAUACGGGCUCCCUCGUCAAAGACAACGGAGGCCAAGACUUCCACCCCUUCCACGCACACGGAGCACACUACUACGACAUUGGCAGCGGCAACGGCACCUACGACCCCGUGGAGAAUGAAAAGAAACUCGCAAACUACAAGCCCGUCUUGCGUGACACCACCAAUCUCUAUCGCUGGACGGAAAAAACCGUGGCAGGCCAACGCGUCGGCUGGCGCGCUUGGCGACUCCGCGUCACGGAUGCUGGCGUGUGGAUGAUUCACUGUCAUAUCCUCCAACAUAUGAUUAUGGGCAUGCAAACGGCGUGGAUCAUGGGUGAUUUGGACGAGAUUCUACGAGUUCCUCUGCAUGAUGCGCGCGCGUAUUUGGAUUUUGGGGGUGGCGCGUUUGGAAAUGCCACGUAUGCUCCGAUGGUGAAUCAUUUCUUUGAUGGGGCCAGUGGGGAAGAGUGGGAGGAGAAGGUGGAGGCGGAGGAGGUUUGA
Molecule: messenger RNA, 1584 nt
Organism: Sphaerulina musiva SO2202
Lineage: Eukaryota; Fungi; Ascomycota; Dothideomycetes; Mycosphaerellales; Mycosphaerellaceae
Product: L-ascorbate oxidase
Exons: 2
Coding region: 1-1584 (527 amino acids)
Molecular function (GO): copper ion binding; oxidoreductase activity
Source: RefSeq, a predicted model, not a curated record